Messenger RNA from Equus quagga, 3686 nucleotides. It is a transcript of the gene CEP131, whose product is annotated as centrosomal protein 131. The record is from RefSeq and is a predicted model, not a curated record. Gene Ontology annotation, biological process: cilium assembly; regulation of centrosome duplication; intraciliary transport involved in cilium assembly. Lineage: Eukaryota; Metazoa; Chordata; Mammalia; Perissodactyla; Equidae. The coding region runs from base 235 to 3516 and encodes 1093 amino acids. Gene Ontology annotation, cellular component: centriolar satellite. The transcript is spliced from 26 exons.
GGAGGAGGUGCUAGGUUGGUUGCUGGUUGCUAGCUGCCGCCGCCGCUGCUAGUCCAGCCGCCUGGCCGCUUCAUUGUCACCUGGGCCCGGCACUCAGGGCCAGGGGCGCGAGGUUGCCGGCCCGAAGCCUGGGCCUCGCGCGUCCCAGCUCGGCAAACCCCGCACGACCGCCGCCGGCUGACGCCGCAGGCCCGGCGCCCCAGGCCCGGCCCGCGCAGAGCCUCCUCAUCCGCCAUGAAAGGCUCCCGGACUCUUGCCGGCCCCCCUGAGGGCAGCCCGGAACGUGUGGACCUGAGUCUCACAGGCUUCCCUCCGCCCGUGUCCCGGCGCCCCAACAGCGCCUCUGCCGCCAAGCCCGUCACCCGCUCCAUCUCCGUGGUCACGGGCAGUGAGCCGAGGAGGAAGGCGCUGGAAGCCACAGGGCCUGGAGGCUCCCGGGCUAUCAACAACUUGCGAAGGUCUAACAGCACCACGCAAGUCCACCAGCCGCAGGCCAGCCAGGCGUGGACCAGCCCCUUCAGGCCAGUGGAGACCCCCGACUUCCUGAAGCUCUUUGAGGACAGCCCCAGUGGGAGAAAGAGGCUGGCCAGUCUGAGCAAAGCUUCCAGCGAGAAGGGAGCCACAUGGAAUGUCCUGGCUGACCAGCCCAGGGCCUUCACCUUGCCACCUGAUGACGCCCGGAGUCCCAGCACCCUCGACGUGCCAGUGGGCCCACGGAGGAGAGAGUGCACUGUACCCUUGGCACCCAGCUUCACUGCCAACAACAGGAGCAACAAGGGAGCCGUGGGCAACUGUGUCACCACCAUGGUACACAACCGCUACACCCCCUCAGAGAGGACGCCGCCCCCCAAGAGCUCCAACCACGCGGCUCCCUCCCUCAACAACAUCAUCAAGGCGGCCACCAGCGAGGGCGAGGGCAGCAGCUUCGGGAAGCCACAGAAAAACUUCACUAGCAGCAACCAGGUGGUGCGGAACAACGCCGGGGGUGCCGUGGGCCUGCUCAGACGGAGGGAGGUGACGGAGGAGGAGGCCGAGAGGUUUAUCCACCAGGUGAACCAGGCCGCCGUCACCAUCCAGCGCUGGUACCGCCACCAGGUGCAGCGGCGACAAGCUGGGGCUGCCCGCCUGGAGCACCUGCUGGCAUCUAAGCGAGAGGAGCAGCGGCAGCGGCUGGGAGAGGGGAACCUCCUGGACCUGCACCAGCAGAGGGAGGCCGCCAGGAAGAAGGCCCGGGAGGAGAAGGCGCGCCAGGCCAGGCGGGCAGCCAUUCAGGAGCUGCAGCAGAAGCGAGCCCAGAAGUCAGGUGGCGCUGAUGGUGCUGAGCAUGGGCUGCUGAAGGAGGCCUGGGAGGCAGGGAAGCCCCGGCCUGCCCAGGAGCUGCCCCCGAGGGCAGGGAGCGCCACUCGCCAGCCACACAAGGCCAACAAUGCCGGGGCCGGCUUCCGUACUGCAGGCCCGGAGGACCCCUGUCUGCCUGCCCCCGCCUCGUCCACAGAGCCCUGGCAGUUUCCGGAGGACAAGCAGCAGGACGCCAGCUCCCAGGAUGCAGCUGGUGAGGACUUAGAGGUGGUGGGCCCCGCCAGGGACAGGGCCAAGUCCAGGGCAACCCUAGACGAGCUGCUGGACACGCUGAAGCUGCUAGAGGAGGAACCCGAGCCGCUGCCUCGCCCCAAGGCCUACCACAAGGACAAAUACGCCUGGAUCGACGAGGAGGAUGAUGCCAGCUCCCUGACAGCCGACAACCUGGAGAAAUUCGGGAAGCUCAGCGCAUCCACCGGCCCCCCCGAGGACGGGACGCUGCUCUCGGAGGCCAAGCUGCAGAGUAUCAUGAGCUUCCUGGACGAGAUGGAGAAGUCGGGGCAGGACCGGCCGGCCUCAGCCCCCCAGGGGCUUGUGCUGGAGGAGGGGCCGGGGCGCCUGGAGCCCACGUCUGAGGGGAGCACAUCCGUGAUGCGGCUGAAGCUAGAGAUGGAGGAGAAGAAGCAGGCGAUGGUGCUUCUGCAGAAAGCGCUGGCACAGCAGCGGGACCUCACUGUCCGGCGGGUCAAGGAGACCGAGAAGGAGCUGGGCCGGCAGCUCCGGCAGCAGAGAGAGCACUACGAGGCCACCAUCCAGCGGCACCUGUCCUUCAUCGACCAGCUGAUCGAGGACAAGAAGGCCCUGAGCGAGAAGUGCGAGGCCCUGGUGGCUGAGCUGAAGCAGGGGGACCGGAGGCUCAAGGAGAGGGAGGUCCAGAUGCAGGAGCAGCAUGAGCUGGAGAUUAAGAAACUCAAAGAAUUAAUGAGUGCCACUGAAAAAGUCCGCAGGGAGAAGUGGAUCAAUGAGAAAACCCGAAAGAUCAAGGAGAUUACAGUCCGAGGCCUGGAGCCCGAGAUCCAGAAGCUGAUCGCCAAGCACAAGCAGGAGGUCAAGAAGCUCAAGAGCCUGCACGCGGCUGAGCUGCUGCAGGCGGACGAGCAGGCAGCACAGCGCUACGGGCGCCAGGCGGAGGAGCUCCGGGAGCACCUGGAGCGGGAGAAGGAGGCGCUGGGCCAGCAGGAGCGGGAGCGCGCCCAGCAGCGCUUCGAGCAGCACCUGGAGCAGGAGCAGCGGGCCCUGGAGCAGCAGCGGCGGCGGCUCUACAGCGAGGUGGCCGAGGAGAAGGAGCGGCUGGGCCAGCAAGCAGCCAGGCAGCGGGCCGAGCUGGAGGAGCUGAGGCAGCAGCUGGAGGAGAGCAGCUCGGCGGGUGGCCGGGCCCUGAGAGCCGAGUUUGAGAAGGGGAGGGAGGAACAGGAGUGCCGACACCAGAUGGAGCUGAAGGCCCUGAAGGACCAGCUGGAGGUGGAGAGACAGAUGUGGGAGGCCAGCCGCACCAAGAAGGAGGAAGCAUGGUUGCUGAACCGGGAACGGGAGCUGAAGGAAGAGAUCCGGAGAGGCCGUGACAAGGAGAUUGAGCUGGUCAUCCAGCGGCUGGAGGCCGACAUGACGCUGGCCAGGGAGGAGAGCGAGAGGGCCACCGAGAGCCGCGUCAAGCGCGUCCGGGACAAGUACGAGACAGAGCUUUCGGAGCUGGAGCAGUCGGAGCGGAAGCUCCAGGAACGGUGCGCGGAGCUGAAGGGGCGCCUCGGGGAGGCCGAGGGGGAGAGCGAGCGCCUGCAGGGCCUGGUGCGGCAGAAGGAGAAGGAGCUGGCCGAGGUGAAGGCGGUGAACGAGCAGCUGGCUGGAGAGCGGGGCAGCCUGGCCCAGGUGAUCCGCCAGGAGUUUGCUGACCGGCUGGCGGCCUCUGAGGAGGAGACCCGGCAGGUCAGGGCUGAGCUGGCCGAGCUGCGGGCCCGCCAGCGGCUGGAGCUGGAGCAGCUCACCCGCGAGAAGCAGGCGGAGCUGGAGGAAGUGCACGGGAGGGUGAAGGCGGCUCUGGCAAGGAAGGAGGAGGCCGUGAGCAGCCUCCGGAAGCAGCACGAGGCCGCAGUGAAGCGGGCCGACCACCUGGAGGAGCUGCUGGAGCAGCGCAGGCGGCCGCUCCCCAGUGCCCAGUGACCGCCCAGUGCCACGGAUGGACAGGCGACAGCAGCAGGGCUGGGGGUCCUGGCGUGAGGGGUCAUGGCCCGGCCCCAUGGCUCCCCCUCCUUCCCUGGGCCCUGUGCUCGCGCAUCCCGUGGGUAGAGCACCGUCGCUGCUUUUUAACAGUAAAGAGCUGUUUUUUAAUA